This is a messenger RNA of Myripristis murdjan (pinecone soldierfish), 726 nucleotides long. RefSeq names its product ST6 (alpha-N-acetyl-neuraminyl-2,3-beta-galactosyl-1,3)-N-acetylgalactosaminide alpha-2,6-sialyltransferase 3 (gene st6galnac3). Gene Ontology annotation, molecular function: alpha-N-acetylgalactosaminide alpha-2,6-sialyltransferase activity. Gene Ontology annotation, biological process: ganglioside biosynthetic process; oligosaccharide metabolic process. The transcript is spliced from 3 exons. NCBI's taxonomy places the organism in Eukaryota, Metazoa, Chordata, Actinopteri, Holocentriformes, Holocentridae. The record is from RefSeq and is a predicted model, not a curated record. Bases 1 to 726 code for a protein of 241 amino acids.
AUGUUUGCUCUUCUGCAGCCCCUGAAGCUGAACUGUGAGCUCUGCAGCAUCGUGUCCAGCUCCGGUCAGAUGUUGGGACAGGCUGCCGGCCCACAGAUCGACCGCUCCUCCUGCAUCUGGCGGAUGAACAACGCGCCCACACGCGGCUUCGAACAGGACGUGGGCCGGCGAACCACCCUGAGGGUCGUCUCCCACACCAGCGUUCCCCUGCUGCUGCAGAAGCCCCAGUACUUCUUCGGCCAGGGCAAUGACACCGUCUACGUGGUGUGGGGACCUCUAAGGAACAUGAGGAAGGAUGGAAAGGGCAUCGUGUACAACAUGCUGCGGCAGGCGUCGGAGAACUACCCCCACGCACGCAUCUACGUCACCACCGAGGACCGGAUGAACUACUGUGACAUGGUCUUCAAGAAGGAGACGGGGAAAGACAGGAUCCAGUCGGGCUCCUACCUCAGCACGGGCUGGUUCACGCUCAUCCUCGCCAUGGACAUGUGCAAGGAGAUCCAUAUCUACGGCAUGAUAAAUGACACCUACUGCAAGACGGAGGGCUACAGAAAGGUGCCCUACCACUACUACGAGGCGGGCAGCCGGGAUGAGUGCGCCGAGUACCUCCUGCAUGAGAGCGCCCCCUACGGCGGGCAUCGCUUCAUCACAGAGAAGGCCGUGUUCGCCAAGUGGGCCAAGACUCACGCCAUCAAGUUCUUCAACCCGUCCUGGCAGCUGUCGUGA